Messenger RNA from Suhomyces tanzawaensis NRRL Y-17324, 1111 nucleotides. RefSeq lists its product as uncharacterized. The transcript has a single exon. The record is from RefSeq and is a predicted model, not a curated record. Lineage: Eukaryota; Fungi; Ascomycota; Pichiomycetes; Serinales; Debaryomycetaceae. Bases 398 to 1021 code for a protein of 207 amino acids.
UAAUGAGGUCUUGUCUCUGAUAGUAUUCUCCUUAAAUGAUAGGAAGUCGCGCCCAGGCAUGGAAAUGAUCAAAAUCAGUCUGAGGAUCAGAACAACCACGACUAGAACAGGUCUAGGAAUAGGAAGGCCACGGCUAGGAACACGACUAGGAACACGACUAGGAAUAUCACGUACAGGCAACCACGUCUGAACAUCUACAUCUGAAUAGUACAGUCUAGGAACAGUCCAGGAACAGUCUAGGAUUAAGAAGACCACGAAAUCCCCCUACAACGUCUGGCUGGUUCAGACAACACACAUCAACAUUGGCUACCAUCUCUAACUACAAACCGUUCGCCUAGUACGGAGAUAACUAUCUUUUGAAUCCUCAUCCAACAACCAGAGCUAUCUCAUUCCUACCAUGAAAGACGCUCCAGAACAGGUCACCGACCCCAAGCAACUCACCACCGUCUACAAGAAGAACGGAUCUUUUGACAAACAGCGCAAAGUUCUCUUGGAAAACUUCAAGCAGUCAGAAACCCAUGCCAACCUCCUUCUCAAGCUCAAGCUCAUGGUCGAAAGCAAGGUCAAGCAGGACCCCUCCAUUCUCAUGAAGAACAAAGGCAAAAUCGCAGCGUUGAUCCAGGGAGAAAUCAUCAACGAGCACCUCGGAAAGAACUCGGGUGGCAGUGGUGGGCUUCUCAGUAUCGUCGACAAAGACAUCCAGGACAAGAUCAUUGACUCGCCCGAUUUCCACCAGGAAUUGAAAACAGAAUUGAAAGAUAUACGAAGGGUCAUGAUGGGAAUCAGUGAUGAGGAGUACCAGAAGCAACUAGAAGAAGAGAAAGCAGAAGAGGAGAAGGAGAAGAGAGAGGCCCAGACCCUUAGCGCAGUGAGUGACUAUAGCUCGUCCAGCUACAGAGUGAAGGGUUUGGGUGGCAAUCACAGAAUAUCCAAGCCUCCACGGUUCAACUUCUCCAGUAACAGACAAAAAGAGGAAGACAAAGAUGGAAAAAACGGAAAGGUUCCUUUUUUGAUGUAUUAAACUAGUAAAACAGGUCGUGAUGGUCUACCACCGCGAACUUAGAAGGGUAUAACAAUAACUACUGAUCGAAUAAAUCUCGGUGGUAAUCAG